UCCUCGGCGCCAACCUGCUGUUCUGGUUCCUUGCACUGACUCCUUGGAGACUGUAUCACCUGGUUUCGCUCAUACUCCUUGGGAUCGUCAUCAUGCAGAUAAUGAAGGAUCUGGUGUUGUCCAGAGUGAGAGGCACACAGUUAUGGCGAAACUUCACUGACAGCUGGGAAAUCAUGGAUUCCAAAUCUGAAUACAGGCUGAGGCUGAACCAAUGUGUGGAAGAGAGGCUGAUGAGUUUCUUCUUAUUCCUCCAUGAAAUGGCCCACUUCAAAGAACAGAAUCCUGGCAAGUUCUGCCUUCUGGUCUGUAGUGUGUGCACAUUCUUCACAAUCUUGGGAAGUUACAUUCCUGGAGUUGUACUCUCCUACCUUCUAUUAUUAGGUGCCUUUCUGUGUCCGCUCUUCACAUGCCAUGAAUUUGGACAGAAAGUCUACAGCAACAUGAAGUCAGUUCUGCUGAGACUGGACUUUGGUAUCAGGGACUAUAUCAACCAGAAGUUGAAAGAGAGAGCUGAAAUGAUAGAAGCAAAGCUGAUCGAAGAUGACAAUGAGCUAGACAUAUCGUCUUUGUGUCCUCAGGUUAGCGCUACAGUUGCGGCCAGAGAGAUGUCCGUAUCAGAUACGGACAUAUCCGAGGUAUCUUGGACCGACAAUGGAACGUUCAAUCUGUCUGAGGGAAACACUCCACAGACAGAUACCUCUGACGAUUUUGAUAGGGCAAGCGACCACGAGGAAGCAUUUGCAAAAGAGCUGUCGGAAUUCCCGUCGGUGGAAAAUGGCAUGGGGACAAACGACGAGGACGAUUCCAGCAUUGGCAUGCCCCUGCAUCGAGGCGGGAAGAAGGACCGUCUCCUCGCUCUGCCUUCCCAACGUCCUGGUCAAGAGAAGGAGGAGGGGCUCUCUGCAGUAGGCCUCUCCUUGCCUCUGCUCAACAACCAGGCCUUCAACUUGGUACAGGCCUUGGCCACCGACGUGGUGAGCUCUGCAGUGUCAGCAGCUGUCAGGGACCAGUUGCGGUCCGUGCGGGCAGAUGCAAACGUCAGCGAAGAGACGGACUCGGAGGAAGGGGAUGACUUUGAACUGCUGGACCAGUCAGAGCUGGAGCAGAUCGAGAGCGAACUGGGCCUUGCAAAAGGCCAGGAGGCAGAACCGCAAGAGAAGAAGUUCUCUGGCUUCUUGUCUAACUUGCUCGGGGGGCAUUAAUGCGGAAACUGGAGCUGCUUAACAAUAUAUAGUGAGAACAAAAUACUAUA
Euleptes europaea (tarantolino) is the source of this 1252-nucleotide messenger RNA. It is a transcript of the gene RETREG1, whose product is annotated as reticulophagy regulator 1. Gene Ontology annotation, cellular component: endoplasmic reticulum membrane. The record is from RefSeq and is a predicted model, not a curated record. Bases 93 to 1202 code for a protein of 369 amino acids. NCBI's taxonomy places the organism in Eukaryota, Metazoa, Chordata, Lepidosauria, Squamata, Sphaerodactylidae. The transcript has 9 exons. Gene Ontology annotation, biological process: reticulophagy; negative regulation of neuron apoptotic process.